CUCAAGUCUGGCUCAGGACGACACCGGACAAAUUUAAUAUUUAGUCACCCAAUAAAAUAAUACCGAUCCACAAAAAUGUUUAAACGAUUAACCCUUUUGGUAGUUUUCUUCUUUGUGAAAGCACAAACCAAAUGGGUCGGCUGGUCCGAGUGCCAUCCUUGGCGACGUGUUUUGCAAGAUUCGCCAUUUUACACGACCUUACCCGUGGCCCGACUAGCCGGUGAGUAUCGCGACAUCACCCUGUUACCCUAUCGCCGUUCGGACCUUGUAGCUUUUAGUGUCGCCCAUGUCAAGAUAAAUACCACUUUUGGGGCCAUCUUCCCCCAAAAUGUGAUCCCCAUGGGGUACGAGUGGAAAGGUCAGGAGAAAUGCUUGAUUCGCAGUGCACAGUUUAAGUUUCCUUCCAUUUCCCCAUCCGAUACGGCCCCAUUUAGGGUGAUGAAUGUGUCCAGGGUCCACCUCUUGGUGAAUGGGGAUGGGGAAGAAGCCACGUUUUUUGAGAGCAUUAAAUCUUGUCUCAAAACUUAACUUGUUUAUCCAUAUCCAGCAACUAAGCUUCAAGAAUAAAAUUCCAUUGUCACAAAAAACUUUGCGCGUGCUGAUUACGGUCAGUUUUCAGACGGUCCAAUCCUCUGUAUCUUUAUUGUCAAUUAAAAUCCAUGGAUGUUCAGAAAACCAUUUGUCUUGGAAAUUAUAAUUUAGGCCUCAAUUAAUGUAUUGCUUGGAAAUUUCCUGGCACGACCUCGUUAGGCUUGCCGAUUGUACAUAUUAGUUGCAAACAAAUUAAGUUUGGAAUUUUCUUGUCCACUGAUUUUUGUAAUUAACCACAUCGGUUUCAUGAUUUUAAUUCCUAGCCUGAUCGUUCUUUAGACAUUGUAAAUUUGACACAUUUUCAUUUUUUAGUAUGAUAGGUACAUCCUCAAUAUCAGAAGCAUUUCAUCCGGUGAUGUAAUUAGUGUCUAAUUAGUGUUCC
Molecule: messenger RNA, 973 nt
Organism: Folsomia candida
Lineage: Eukaryota; Metazoa; Arthropoda; Collembola; Entomobryomorpha; Isotomidae
Exons: 2
Coding region: 76-528 (150 amino acids)
Source: RefSeq, a predicted model, not a curated record